Molecule: messenger RNA, 1833 nt
Organism: Meira miltonrushii
Lineage: Eukaryota; Fungi; Basidiomycota; Exobasidiomycetes; Exobasidiales; Brachybasidiaceae
Product: WD40 repeat-like protein
Exons: 1
Coding region: 1-1833 (610 amino acids)
Biological process (GO): ribosomal large subunit assembly
Cellular component (GO): nucleolus
Molecular function (GO): protein binding
Source: RefSeq, a predicted model, not a curated record
AUGGCCACUCUUGUCCCUCCAAAGAGUGCCAAAAGAGCUCGUCUAGAGCAGGCCGCCGAGGAUGCUAGAGCAGCUCAACUUGCCGAAGCCGGUCGGAUAGGACCUUCUUCGGCUACCUUGGUCGUUCAAUUUCGUGAUUCAAACGGCUCAGCACUUGGUCCGGUGAUCUCUUUGCCUGCCGAUACGGGAGCAGGACAAAUGAACAUGAUUGUCAAUCAACUAAGAAGACAGAUGAGAGCUGAAAAGAAAGCAAACAGAACAAGAGAAGAACGAAAGAAAGCUGCUGAAGAGGACGAAAGUUCAGACGAGGAGGAUGAUGAAGAUUUACCAUUUGCGUUUCACGUUGCUUUGGACGAAAAUGGAGAGAGGAAGGAUAUACCCAUUAACCUGCAAACACGCUUGACAAUUGCAAAGAACCUUAAAGAAGAUGUCUUGAUGACGAAACAAGCACAGCAGAUGGGAUUGAGUGAGGAAGAUACAUUAAAUGUAGUCUUUGAACCACAAGCAGUGUUCCGAGUACGGCCCGUAAGAAGAUGUUCAACAACGCUCAACGGACAUGCAUCUCCGAUCUUAUGCUCAACAUUUUCGCCCAGUGGUACACUUUUGGUCACAGGCGCAGGUGAUAAGACUGCUAGAAUCUGGGAUCUGACGUCAGAAUUACCUCUACAUACCCUGACUGGACAUGCAGGUUGGGUUCUAUGUGCCGAAUGGGAAGGUCGCGAAAGAAGACUGGCAACGGGAGAUAUGAAUGGGGAAGUACGGAUAUGGGAUGCUACAGAUUCUACACAAGGAAAGACGGGAAGACUUGCUUGGGGAUCCAAGACGGGUGAUCAAGUUCGAGCAGAACAGGGAGAUUCAACGGAAAAGCUUACUUCAGCUCAAAUGCGUUCUCUACGGCAUGCUUCUCCCAAAGGACACGUCUUGAAAGGGCAUGCGAAAUGGAUCACUUCACUGGCAUGGGAACCCAUCCAUCUCAAUCCUUCUCAGCCAAGAUUGGCCUCUUCGAGUAAAGAUGGAACUGUACGUGUAUGGAAUGCGACGUCUAGAUUGUGUCAGUAUGCAUUAGGUGCUCAUACAGCAAGUGUCAAUGUUGUUAGAUGGGGUGGAAGAGGAUUGCUCUAUACCGCCAGCUCAGAUAGGACAAUCAAAGUGUGGGAUGCCAAAGAUGGAAAGAUGAUACGAUCCUUAAACGAGCAUGCUCAUUGGAUCAACACACUUUCCCUCAGUACAGACUGGGUAUUGCGAACUGGGCCAUUUGAUCAUCUUGGAAAGGUGGCUGAUAAGACAGAUGCAAAGACGGAGGAAGAAUUGGAUCAACAAGUUCAAAAAGCAGCCGAAGCAAGAUUCAAAGCGGCAACUGCGGGAAACAAAGCGGAACAAUUAAUCAGUGGAUCAGACGAUCAUACUUUAUACCUUUGGCCACCACAAUCUCAUCUCGAUAAUGGAGAGGGAGCAGCAACGCCCAAGAAACCGAUUGCACGUUUGACCGGUCAUCAAAAACUGGUCAAUCAUGUCUGUUUCUCGCCAAACGGUCAAUGGAUCGCAAGUGCAAGCUUUGAUAAUUCGGUAAAAUUAUGGGAAGCUAGAACGGGUAAAUUUGUUGCAACUUUGCGUGGUCAUGUUGCUAGUGUGUACAGGAUCGCAUGGAGUGCCGAUAGCAGAAUGUUGAUCAGUGCUUCGAAAGAUUCCACUCUGAAAUUGUGGGAUCUGCGAACAUUCAAAAUCCGACAAGAUCUUCCCGGUCACAGUGACGAAGUGUAUUGCGUUGACUUCGCCGCUGACAAGGUGGCCAGUGGUGGUCGUGAUAAAGUUUUAAAAAUCUGGAGAAAUUGA